UCAGUCCUGGUGAUGUUAACGGGGCCGGCACACUGUUCUUCUUGAUGGUAAAAGGCGCCUCUCGUUUUACCGUCUCUUCAACAUUUUUUUUUUUUUUUUUAAAUUUUUCUUAUUAUUCAUUUUCUUUCAUCGUUUCAAGUUACUUUGAUAUACAAGCCCAAGCUUUAACUUGCACUCAAGUGCAGCAUAGUAGGAGCAAGUAGGAGUUGGCUAGUUUAUUUUUUUUAAUUUUUUUCUUAUACGAUUGAGAAAACGAUGCAGAACCACAGUCAUCUACUGACCACUAGUUACUUUGGUCAUCAAAAUUAAAUAUUAAAAAUUUUUUUUUUCCAUGGAAAAUUAUCAUCAUGAAGAGACAACAGUUAAUUUUAAUUAAAAAUAAAUUUUUUUAAUUAAUCAUUCAAUUUUUAAAAUAUAAUAAACAUAUUUUCGUUGAGUUUUUUUAGUAUAAAAUGAAUUGUGAUAAUAAACACUGUAAUAUUUUGAGUGAAAAUUUUUUUUUUUUUUAAACUUUAAUUUAUAAAUAAAUAUAGUGACAAUUGUUUAUAUUUUUUUCAUUUAAAUAGUGUAUCAAUGAAUUUUUUUAUUGUUAAAUUUUGUGUGAUUAUACGAAUAUUUGAGGAGUAAAAUAUUUUUAUUUCAAAAUGAUUAAAGACAACAUGUGGAGGCAACGACGUUUAGGUGUACCGAAAAGGACCAGUGAGCUCAUUGCUCUUGUAGCACUUUCAAGCACAUUAUUUCUUUUUCUUCACACGCGGGAUUUACAUUCACGCCUACGAGAAAUGGAAGUUCGUUUGCAACCCAGUGAAAAUGAUAUAUCCAGUAAUCAGCUAUCAGCUGAAGAUGCGCAAUCUGCUGUAUCCCUUCAGACCUUUGGAGCACUUCGACGAACGAGCACAGAUGUGUAUGAAACAAUGGAUCCACUGGACUUGGAUGCAUUGAAUAACACAAAAAGAGCCAAUAAACAUGUAUUAUUUUUCAAUCGUGUACCAAAGGUUGGUUCCCAGACCUUUAUGCAACUACUUCGAAGGCUUUCAAUGAGAAAUAACUUUGCUUUUAACCGUGAUCAAGUACAGCGUGUCGAGACCAUCAGACUGGCGCCUUAUGAACAGCGACAACUUGUUAGACUUGUUAACAGUUAUGCUGAGCCUUCAGUCUAUGUCAAACAUGUCUGUUUUACAAAUUUUACUGAAUUUAAUUUGCCUCAACCGAUUUACAUGAAUGUCGUACGGGAUCCAGUUGAACGAGUUAUAUCUUGGUAUUACUAUGUUCGAGCACCUUGGUACUAUGUUGAAAGAAAACAAAUAUUUCCUGAUUUACCACUUCCAGAUCCUGAAUGGCUAAAGAAAGACUUUGAGAGUUGCGUUUUAAAUGGUGAUCGUGAAUGCCGAUAUAUUGAGGGUGAAUAUCAUGAAGGAAUUGGUGAUCAUCGAAGACAAACAUUAUUUUUUUGUGGACACUCUGAAAAGUGCACACCAUUUAAUACAGUUGGAGCAUUAGAAAGAGCAAAAUUAUCAGUUGAAAAACAUUAUGCUGUUGUUGGAGUACUUGAAGAUGUUAAUGCAACAUUAACAGUACUUGAAAAUUAUAUUCCACAAUUUUUUGAAGGUGCAAAAGAAUUAUACUGGGAUGAAAUGGAUGCAUUUAAGAGAAUAAAUAAAAAUGCAUUUAAACCACCAGUUAGUGAAGCAAUUAAAGAAAUGGUUAGAAAAAAUUUCACUCGUGAAAUUGAAUUCUAUCAAUUUUGUCGUCAAAGAUUACAUCGUCAAUAUCGUGCAUUAAAACUCCCGACAAAUUUAGACAGUGAAAAUAAUUUAUAAAAAUAAUAAAAUUUAAAAAAAAACUUGUGAUAUAUAUUAGUGAUUGAUUUGAUAUAUUUUUAUCAUCAAGUACAUGUGGAACUUUGACAAUAUUUAAAUUGCAAAAUUAAAAAAUAAACAAAAAAAAAAAAUUAAACACUGAUUGAGAAAUGAUUAAAUAAUAAUCCAAAAUAAAUAUCACGAGUUUA
This is a messenger RNA of Aphidius gifuensis, 2008 nucleotides long. RefSeq names its product heparan sulfate 2-O-sulfotransferase pipe (gene pip). The transcript has 9 exons. Gene Ontology annotation, molecular function: sulfotransferase activity. NCBI's taxonomy places the organism in Eukaryota, Metazoa, Arthropoda, Insecta, Hymenoptera, Braconidae. Gene Ontology annotation, cellular component: membrane. The coding region runs from base 645 to 1820 and encodes 391 amino acids. The record is from RefSeq and is a predicted model, not a curated record.